This is a messenger RNA of Clupea harengus (Atlantic herring), 2924 nucleotides long. RefSeq names its product lanosterol synthase (2,3-oxidosqualene-lanosterol cyclase) (gene lss). Gene Ontology annotation, biological process: cholesterol biosynthetic process; triterpenoid biosynthetic process. The record is from RefSeq and is a predicted model, not a curated record. Gene Ontology annotation, cellular component: lipid droplet. Gene Ontology annotation, molecular function: lanosterol synthase activity. NCBI's taxonomy places the organism in Eukaryota, Metazoa, Chordata, Actinopteri, Clupeiformes, Clupeidae.
AUUCUGAUUGGAUACUAGCUCCUCUGGUCAUGUCUCUCCAUGCUGAAACCUGUUCGGAAGGUAUCGCGUUGAGCUGUGGGAGUCGUAGUCCAUAAAGAGUUUCUGUGUCUGCCAACUGUGAAGAUGCCUUACGAAUUAGACUACAUAUACAUACAGCAUUACGGUCUAGGGCGUGACUCAACGAUCAGCUGAAAUUUGAGCCCCCCUAUCUCACUCUAAAAUGCGGGCCUCUCAAAUACUUACAGCCGAAUGAUGACGGAAGGAACGUGUCUACGGAGACGAGGAGGUCCCUAUAAGACAGACCCCGCCACAGAUCUCACCCGUUGGCGACUGAGUAAUGUAGAGGGCAGGCAAUGCUGGAAGUUCCUGGAGGAUGAAGAGUCCGCGGAGAGGGACCUGAGCGUGCUGGAGGCGUACUCACUCGGACUAGACACGGGCAAGUUCAUCCCUGACUUCCCUGCUGCCCAAUCUGCUGUGGAGGCAGCUGUGAAAGGUAUGGAGUUCUACAGCCACCUGCAGGCUGAGGAUGGCCAUUGGGCUGGGGACUACGGUGGACCUCUCUUCCUUCUGCCUGGCCUGCUGAUCACAUGUCACGUGGCCUCCAUCCCCCUCCCCGAUGCCUGGAAGAAAGAGAUGGUGCGCUACCUGCGCUCAGUGCAGCUUCCUGAUGGAGGAUGGGGCCUACAUAUUGAAGACAAGGCAACUGUGUUUGGGACAGCCCUAAGCUACACUUCUCUGAGGAUUCUGGGGGUUGAUCCUGAUGACCCAGAUAUGGUUCGGGCAAGAAGCAACCUGCACAGUAAAGGUGGUGCAGUGGGAAUCCCUUCAUGGGGUAAAUUCUGGCUGGCCAUUUUGAAUGUAUACAGUUGGGAAGGCAUGAACACUCUUCUGCCAGAGAUGUGGCUGUUCCCUACAUGGAUGCCAGCACACCCCUCCACCUUAUGGUGUCACUGCCGACAAGUGUACCUGCCCAUGAGUUACUGCUACGCUGUCAGACUUUCUGCUAAAGAGGAUCCCUUAGUUCUCAGCCUCAGACAGGAGCUGUACGUUCAGGACUACUCCACCAUUGACUGGCCGGCACAGAGGAGCAAUGUUGCAGCCUGUGACAUGUACACUCCUCACAGUACCCUACUCACAAUGGCAUACUUGGUAAUGAACGUGUAUGAGGCCCACCACAGCACCUUUCUGAGAAAGAAGGCAGUGGAGGAGCUCUACGACCACAUUCAGGCCGACGAUCGCUUCACAAAGUGUAUCAGUAUUGGCCCUAUCUCCAAAACCAUCAACAUGUUGGUACGGUGGUAUGUGGAAGGGCCAACCUCCCCUGUCUUCCAGGAGCACGUGUCCAGGAUUGCAGACUAUCUUUGGAUUGGUCUUGAUGGAAUGAAGAUGCAGGGGACCAACGGCUCUCAGUUGUGGGACACUGCCUUUGCUGUUCAAGCAUAUCUGGAGGCCGGGGCGCAGGACAACCCCAAGUGCACUGGAACUCUCAGCCGUGCCCAUGAGUUCCUCGACCUCACUCAGAUAAAAGAGAACCCUCCCGAGUAUGAGAAGUACUACCGUCAAAUGAACAAGGGUGGUUUCCCCUUCAGCACCAGAGACUGCGGCUGGAUAGUGGCCGAUUGCACUGCUGAGGGCCUGAAGUCUGUGAUGCUGCUGCAGGAGCAGUGUCCCUUCAUCACCAGCACAGUCCCAAAGGAGAGACUCUUUGAGGCUGUCAAUGUGCUUCUCAGCAUGAAGAACUCUGAUGGGGGGUUUGCCACCUAUGAAACCAAACGUGGAGGGAGGUUACUGGAGCUCCUGAAUCCCUCUGAGGUGUUUGGUGACAUUAUGAUUGACUACACAUAUGUUGAGUGUACCUCAGCUGUGAUGCAGGCUCUCAAACACUUCCAGCUUGCCUACCCCGAGCACAGAGUAGAGGAGAUCAGGUCUACUCUGGAGGAAGGACUGGAGUAUUGCAGGAGAGUGCAGAGACCUGAUGGAUCAUGGGAAGGGUCCUGGGCUGUGUGUUUCACUUAUGGCGUCUGGUUUGGCCUGGAGGCGUUUGCAUGCAUGGGUCAUACCCUCCAGGAGAAGCCGGCGCGUGCGGAGGUGCUGGGUGCCUGCGACUUCCUGCUGGCCAAUCAGAUGGAGGACGGGGGCUGGGGGGAGGACUUUGAGUCAUGCGAGCAACGGCGCUACAUGCAGAGCAAGAACUCCCAGAUCCACAACACCUGCUGGGCCCUGCUGGGCCUGAUGGCUGCCAGCUGCCCUGAUGUCCGAGCCAUUGAGAGAGGAAUUAAGGUUCUCGUGGACAAGCAGCUGCCUAAUGGAGACUGGCCACAGGAGAACAUUUCCGGGGUAUUUAACAAGAGCUGUGCCAUAAGCUACACGUCCUACAGGAACGUGUUCCCAGUGUGGACCCUGGGACGCUUCUCACGCCUCUACCCCUCCAGCCCCCUCGCUGGGAAAGUCAAGCUGUGAGGAGCACACCAGGAGGAUACAGGGGGACCUGGUGAUGUCACCUCCUGCUCCUCUUCAAAACAAACCUUUUGCUGCUACUGAAGGAAUAGUGUAUCAUAACUGUAUCAAAACUAUUGAAGAUGUCUUAGAUGAAAACUAAUUUCUUACUCUGCAAACCCAGGCCUUCCACACCUGGACAUAUUUUGUGUUUAAAAUGUUUAAAGGGUGAUUAAAUAAAUUAAUUAAUAAAUUAAUUAAAUAAAUAAAAAAAUAAUUUUGUACAUUGAAAAUGGUGUGACUUUGGUGUUUAUUUGUCCUUGAGCCCUCUCCACCCUCUGUCACACCCCUAAUCAUAAAAAGCUCCCUUCUUUGCUAAACGCUAGACACACAACUGAUAACUAAGAAAUAAAUAGAUUUAUAGUCAUGCAUAUAUCAGUGCGAUUUGUGAUUUUUUUUUUUGGCAGAUCCAAUUUCAUGUGUGCUAU